AUGCCAGGACUUAUCAACCAAAACAACGGCAGCAACUUGCCUUUAACUUCAUCCGAAGUUACAUCAUGUAUGAUGGGCUACACACUGGGCAUAUCAGCCUCCUUAACAUACGCCAACCCAGAGGAUCAUCCAAUUGAAGGGCUUUUCAUUUACCCUUUGGGCGAACACACAGCUGUGGUUGGAUUUGAAGCUUUCGUUUCUGGACGUAUUAUAACAGUGCAAAUCAAGGACAAAGCCAAACUUGAUGACUAUUAUUUCGACUGCUGCGGUGUUUCAAAUGGAGUGUUCCAGCACGGCAGUGGGCAUCUAACGCUGGACGAGGACCUGGAGAGGACAAUGUUCGUGGUAAGCCUCGGCGUGAUUCCAGCCCUUGAGAUUGUUUCUGUGGUGCUCAGCACCUCGUCCGAACUCCAGACCCUCCCCAGUGGGGCAGUCAGGGUCUUGCUGUCCUCAGUCUACACCCCCAGGGUGCUUCAACCUGAUCCUGACGUGCAAAGUUCAGCUGAAAACCAGUUCAGGAGCAAAGACAGACACCGGUGUGAUUGCAGCCCUCGCAACCCAGCGCAGAGCGGCAACCGCUUGUGCUUGGCAAGAUGCUUGGAUGAGGAAGUCACCAACCCCAGCGUGUACGAGUUCAGUUUCCAGCUCGAGAUCCGAGGGCCCUGCUUACUAGCAGGUGUGGAAAGCCCAACCCACUCGAUCCGGGUCGACGCGGACCCCAAAGCGUUCUGUGCCUCCAGCGUCGUCGUCACAUUAGCCAAGAAACAUACGUGCGACAGACCCGUGGAGAUCGUCAUCCACCCCAGCGAGCCACACUUGCCGCACAUCCUAAUGGAAGGAGGCGAUAUGUCACCAGAUGAAUACGAGCAGCAUUUGAAAGGAAAGAGCGAUUUCAUCAAAGGAAGCAAAAAGGAUCCCAGCUCGGAGAAAAAGACAGAGAUCAUCAGAAAGCGGCUGAACAAGGACAUCCCUCACAACCCAGUGGUCAUGCUAAACUUCUGCCCCAACCUGAAGGCCGUUCAGCCCGACCUGAGGCGGACUCAGGGCGAGUUCAUCUUCCUGAUCGAUCGGAGCGGGAGCAUGAGCGGAGUCAACAUCGGCCGCGUCAAGGACGCAAUGAUUGUGGUCUUGAAGAGUCUUGUGCCUUCCUGUCUCUUCAAUAUCAUUGGAUUCGGAUCCACUUUCCGGACCCUGUUCCCGGCCAGCAGACCCUACAAUGAAGACACGCUGGCCCUGGCCUGUGAGCACGUUAAGAAGAUGCGAGCCGACAUGGGAGGCACCAACAUCUCGGCACCUUUGAGUUGGAUCCUCCGCCAGCCGGCCUACAGAGGACAUCCUUUACUCCUCUUCCUUCUGACUGACGGGGCUGUGAACAACACGGGGAAAGUGAUUGAGAGCGUCCGAGCCCACGCUCAUUCGACCAGGUGCUUUAGCUUUGGAAUCGGACAGAAUGCGUGCAGACGGUUGGUUCUGGGACUUGCGUCCGUUUCCAAAGGAGCCGCGGAAUUUCUUGGAGACGGUGAAAGACUCCAACCAAAGAUGGUGACGUCCCUCAAGAAGGCGAUGAUGCCCGUUCUCAGCGACGUCACAAUCGAAUGGCUCUUCCCCGAAACAACCGAGGUCCUCCUUUCCCCUGUGGGGCCGAGCACGCUGUUCCCCGGGGACAGGCUGGUGGGGUAUAGCGUGAUCUGUGACACGUCCAGGUAUCACUCCAACCCCAGAUCAGAAAAACGUCGGAGAUACAGCAUGAUGUGGUCCCAGGAUUCCAGCGGUUCAGUCUUUUACCACUCGCUGGAGGAGGAAUCGGACCGGGGUUUCGAGCUCGCGAGUUGUUCCCGGGAUUCGGCCGUGGAUCCCGGGAGAGAAGUGUCGCGGGAAGUGACUCUGGAAGAGCAGGAAUGCGAAGCGGAAAGAGACUUGGGCAUCAAGCCAAAGACGUCUCCCAGAAGGAGAGCGUAUAGCGCCAAUCAACUGGCUGAACAGGGCAACUUUAAGCGGUACUUUACCUCCAGUGACCCGUCCUCAGCCCUGAGUAAGAACCCUCUGAGGAGAGCAAGAGCCCAGCAGCUGGUGAGUCAACGGAGCCCGGAAGCUGCCUCGCUGGGUCAGGGAGACUGGCAGCUCCACACAAAGCUUGCAAGGUCCAAGCUGAUUGAUGGUAGGCGACCAUCUCUGCUGCACCAAAACUGCGUAUCUACCAGCCAGGACCUGGACUCGCCCCUGGGACAGACCAGCCUGCACCACACUGCCACCCCAGGGGUCACGGAUCACGGUGACUCCACAACCACUUUCAGGUCAUCCACGGAGAGCACCUCCGCCAGCAGCUGCUCAGAACCCGGGAAAUAUCACGUAUUCUCGCCAACUCUGAAGGCCAAGUCACCGCAAGGAGUCAGGGACUCGGGGCCUCACCACAGCAAGCCUGACUGCAAGGCCGUGAUCAGCGGUCUGCUGUCUGGGGAAGUCCUUCGGUGGGAAGUGACCUUUGAUCUCGGAUCUCUACUUGACCACGGAAAGGUUCAGGGCGGGUUCCAGGAGGACCCGUGGAACGAAACCGUCCAUCACCUGGCUGCCAAGUCCGUCAUCCGAGACUUUGAGCAAAUGGCUGAAAAAGAGUGUGAGAUAGAACACGGGUCUGGCAGACGAUACCAAUUGAACGUCCUUCACACCAGUAAGGCCUGCAACAUUAUCAGCAAGUACAGAGCCUUUGUGCCUGUUUAUCUGGAGAACAAUGAAUACCUGCCAAACAAUAUUGAGUACUCAAACUCAGCGCCUGGGUCAAAGUCCAGCAACCAGAGGAGCUCCCACACAGGGAGCCAGAAACACCGCACUUACAGCGUGGGCCUGGGCAGGUCGCAGUCCGGAUACGGCUCUGAUGGGGGUGACGAUGGGUUCGCCGUGAUGAGUAAGGAGAGCAGCCUGUCUCCCUGCAGCGCUCCAACCUCCUCCGGGUGGGAGAGGUGCAGCUUUACUGAAGCACCGCAGAGAAGUCUCUCUGUCUCGUCCCAGAGGUCCAUCGAAAGCUUAUUCACAGCAAGGUUGAGCCUAAGCAAGGCUCGGAUGCUCACACGAGCUGCCAAGGGCUUCAUGAGCCGAUCGCCUAGUAAAGCAAGCGACUCCAUCUGCAAAACCGAGAACGAGAAUAAUGACUACCUUCCCCUCAUCACUUUACAAUUGGCAUCGGGAGCCUUUCUGCUCGACGAGCCGUUCUGUGAGGCCGUCAGCAUCCCCAUGGAGAAGCUGAGGUGGAGCUCCCCUUUCCCCAGCCACCGAGCCACCGCCAGCCCCACCGUCCAUAGCUGCUGCUCCCCUGCGCGAGACCGGACGGGGCUGGGGGAGAGGGGGGCCAUGAGGGGGCAAGAGACCGGGGAUGGAGAAAGCCUCACCGAUGGGAGUGCGGAGAGGCUGAACCUCUGGGCCGGCUUCGACGGCCAGGCCAGCGAGCAGCUGGGGGAGCAGGCGAGAGGGGUCGGGCCUGGCCGGCCGCCGGACCUCCUCACCGAGAAAGCCCAGGCUUCCAGCCCCUCGCAGGCUGACAGUGGGAGAGGAUCCGAGACGGACUGCAGCGAGGCUCUCUGCUUGCCGAGCGGGGGCAACGGGGGGACGGACCCCGGGGGGACUCUGUGGGCCACGGCGGUGGCCUUGGCCUGGCUGGAGCACAGCUCGGCCACGUCGUUCAUCGAGUGGGAGCUGGUGGCCGCCAAAGCAAGCACUUGGCUGAACUCCCAGCCCAUCCCCGAGGGCAGAGACCUCCCCACCAUCAAGGCUUCGGCCAGACAACUCUUCGUGUUGCUGAGACACUGGGACGAGAACCUUCAGCUGAACGUGUUGUGUUACAACCCCAACAGCGUCUAA
Callorhinchus milii (elephant shark) is the source of this 3852-nucleotide messenger RNA. It is a transcript of the gene vwa5b1, whose product is annotated as von Willebrand factor A domain containing 5B1. Lineage: Eukaryota; Metazoa; Chordata; Chondrichthyes; Chimaeriformes; Callorhinchidae. The coding region runs from base 1 to 3852 and encodes 1283 amino acids. The record is from RefSeq and is a predicted model, not a curated record. The transcript has 22 exons.